GCUGGUUCGCGCGGCAUUGAUAGUGGCGGCAUGUUUGGAUGUUUUAGCCGGUUAUCCGCGAAAGACAGUCGAGUUAUUCAUUCCUCUCUUCCAAAUUGAAAUAUGGGCUGCCUAAACUUUCCAGAUUCCUACAUAAUGUGGAUUGCAAACUUGUGAUGUAGCCCUGAUGUUUUUAUUCCUGUUUGAAGUGAUUAAGAUGUUCUUGGAAUAUGCUGGAGUGGACAUGAAUUCAUUGCAGCUGUUCUGGACAAACAGACGGUAUGGUUCAUCUCGUAGUAUCAUUCGGAGAAUAGGCACCAACCUACCUCUUAAACCAUGUCCUAGAGUUCACUUUCAGAUUCUUCAUAGCCCUAGAGAAGUUGCUCAGAAUUCAUCCGAAGCACAGAAUGGUGAAGUUGCUUCCCUGGCUGAUGUGGGUUGGAUUGCUGGUGAACAAGUUGAUUCAUUUGCAAAACUGAGACCUAUCCACAGGCAAGCUUCCCUGCCAAAUAUGAAGGACUUUAAAGCAGAACCUGGGACAUCCACAGUUGCCAGUGAUGCAGCACUGGAAAAAAUUAACGUACUGGAGAAUGAACUUGCUAAGCUAAGGGAGCAGAUUGCCAUGAUUGUGAUGGUACAAGAACAAAGCAGUCUCUCAGCAGUGAUGCCGGAUGCUGUUCCUCACUGUGUUCCGCCAUUACCACCACCUCCCCCACUUCCACCUCCCCCACCUCCUUUCCAACGGAGUAUGUCUGCAAUUGACCUCAUCAAAGAACGAAGGGGAAAGAAAGCUGACAAUGAACAGAAAAUACUUAAUCCUAAACAUCAAAUGCCAAACAUGUUGGAAGUUCUUAAAGACAUCAACAAGGUGAAACUCCGAUCAGUGAAGAGACCUGUUGAUGACUUGAAGCCCAAACCAGACCAAUGUGCAGAAAAUCCAGCGGCUUUAAUAGCAGCAGCUUUGAAAAGAAAAUUUGCAUAUCGCUACAAUUGUGACAGUCCUGAUGAAAAUUUUUCUUCAAAUUCUGACUUCAAGGCAAGCACAGAACCGCCAAAGUUUGGGCAACAUUUACUGAAGCCAACAGGAAAGAAGAAAUCGUCAUUGGAAAUCACAUCUUGCUCUUGAUCAAAAGCUUGGACAAAAAAAAAAGGCUUGUACCUUUCCUCCAAGAGGGGUUUGGUUCAAGCUAUGAAGCAGUGCUACCAUCUGUCUUCAGUUUUGGAUAUGUAAUACUAGUGACAGCACAGAUUAACAUUUGGUUCGUAGACUUCUUUUAAAUUUAACUGUUGCUCCUUCAUCCGCUCAUGUUGAGAAGACAUUUCUGUAACCAAACUUUAAAUCUUUCAUGUUAGUGUGCUAGUGUUUCUGUGUAUAUCCUAAGUUCACUUUAAAAAAAAAUGGGCAGCUGUUUUAAUUGUGCUUAACUAUGGGAGUGGAGUAGUACUGAAGUCUAUCGACUUUUUUUGCUUUGAUCGCCACUAAAACUGGAGAUCAUGCUUUAAUGCAACUUUAAAGCCCCAUAUAAAAUGGUUGCAAAGUUUGUGUCCUUAUUCGUCUUUAUUUUAAAUUGCUGGUAUCAAUGCUCAUCAUAUCAUCAUAGUCAUAGCUGUAGGAGGCCUGAUCUGACAUGGUUUUGCUAACAUUACUAGCGUUAACAUUCUUCAUCAACCCUACUUUUAAACCAGCCCUUACUGACAAGUUUUUUAAAAAGCGAUUAAAAUUUACUUCUUUUAUUUCUAUGUUGUAAAGCAUCUUGGAAGUCUAACUCUUUAAUGCAAAUUUGAUUGCUUAUGCAUAACAACUAUCAUAUUAGUAAUUUUGCAACGUGCACAGCUUUGGAUUGAUGUUUUAUAUGGAAAUGCACUAAAACAAACUCCUUUAAAUGGGAAACAUUGCAGCACUGCUUCAUUUCAGACCAAAGUGAUCAUAAACAAUGAUGGGUAGAUUUACAUUAAAGUGACACUACAAUUUCUGGAAUUGCCCAGAUCCUAAUUUAGAAAACUACAGCUGGAUAUAGUCUCAGAAAAUCUCCAUGCAUGGUAUUUUCUAAAUUGCCAUCUAUUUUAUUUAAAGAUAGUAAAUUUGCAGCUUUAUUAUAUGAUGUAAACAUGUAUACAAUUUCUUGUUCAAUUACUGUAUCAUGUGUUUUAUAUGUAGUGGAUGUGUAGAAUGGGGAAGAUUGCAACGUGCAAUAAAGUUUCACUUGUAACAUUGCAAUCUCUCCUGUUUUAUUUGAGAGGACUGCAGUGAGACAAAUAUAAGUCAGUGUCAUGAAGGUUAAUGUACAAAAAGAAAUGCUGCUUUGGGUUAUUAAAGAUAAUGAAAAUGUACCUUUUCCUACACUGGGCCAUUUUUUCAUGACUGCUAGUGUCAAUUUUCACCAACUUUUAGAUAAACAAUUCGGAGGAAAUUUUUCUUCUCUCCUUUUAUCCCCAUAUCCUACUUCCAUGGGGGAUUUGAGAAAUAAAAUGAGAUUUUAUAUUGCCCAUUUGUUUCCUGACAAUGUUUUACUUUAUAAAAGUGUUUUAAAUUUGUAGCCAAGACUGGCAAUUUCUGACAACCCUUGAUUUUUGCCUGAAAUUUUAGAAAUUAUUAAAAAUAUUGUUGGUUUGUUUGGCAGUGAAAUUUAAAUUUCAAGCAUUUUUGGCAAUGCAAAAUAUGUGAAUGCAGUUGUUUAUAAUAACCUCAGAAGUAGCUGGUUGUAUUCAUAAUGUACUCUGUUUACAUCAUAAAAUAUAUUUGAGGAACUUAAUUGUAAUGCCUGUAUUAAUGUUACAUAUUCUGGUGUUAUUGCUUUCAGAGUACUGGACAACUUUAUAAUGGUUUGUUAAAUACAAAUACAGCACAAAUCUAUUUUAGUUUUUUUUUUCAAACUUUUGUUCUCUUAAAGAACGAUGUGUCUGUAUAUAAAUUGUGUCCCUGUUGCUUGUUUGACAUUCAUGGACUAUACUGGUUUGAUGUGUCAUUUUGGGGAAGCUAGUCAUUUACAGUAGUUGUGAAUGAGGACAUAUAAAAACAUUAUUGCUGCUAGCUUUUGCAGUGGUGAACAUCAAAUAAACUAAAAUUUGUAUUAAUUAUGUUUCAGAUGGUUUAAAAAUAAAAGAAUAUCUGACCACUCUACCAUUUUUGUAUCAGUAAUUGGAGCAUUAUACCCACUUUCAGUACA
Messenger RNA from Mobula hypostoma (lesser devil ray), 3146 nucleotides. RefSeq names its product mitochondrial fission regulator 1-like. The transcript is spliced from 8 exons. The record is from RefSeq and is a predicted model, not a curated record. Gene Ontology annotation, biological process: aerobic respiration; mitochondrial fission. Lineage: Eukaryota; Metazoa; Chordata; Chondrichthyes; Myliobatiformes; Myliobatidae. The coding region runs from base 167 to 1105 and encodes 312 amino acids. Gene Ontology annotation, cellular component: mitochondrion.